Messenger RNA from Hordeum vulgare subsp. vulgare (domesticated barley), 1306 nucleotides. RefSeq lists its product as uncharacterized. The coding region runs from base 335 to 643 and encodes 102 amino acids. The record is from RefSeq and is a predicted model, not a curated record. Lineage: Eukaryota; Viridiplantae; Streptophyta; Magnoliopsida; Poales; Poaceae. The transcript has a single exon.
UUUGAAAUGAGAAUAUUCCCCUACAUCCUCUCUCCUCUGUCCUAUCUCCUCGCGUGCUGUCUCUACCUCCCGUUUUCUCUCUGCUCCAUUCUCCCCGGCUCGAUCCUCACCGCCGGCGUAGUCACCACCUAGCACCGUUCCAUCCCCCCGGCGAUCAGCCCGCAGCGAGGACGUGACACCCUGUCAUGUCACCACCGCAAACACCCCACUCCAUGCUCCCCUGCAUCGCGACAGCAACGGCAACAACGUCCAGAAAAGCACAGGUUCUUUUCUUUACCUGAUUAUUAGUGGCGUCGGGCGCCAGAGCUCGUAGACGUCGCGGAGCUCAUCGGGAAUGCCGAUGAAGCGCUCCUCCAUCAGCUCCUGCCUGAUGAGCACGUCGGGGAACAGAGGGGCAAGAUCGCGGGUGUUCAGCGGCUCAUGCGUCCUUGGGUGCAGCAUCGGCGGCGGCUUCACCGACAGGUCGGCGAUGAGGUUGUACCAUUGCUUCGGGACGCCCACGUUGCCUGGGUACGACCCGACCGUGGCAGCGAAGCUCCUACGUCCAUUGGCAGCAACAACAUUGUUCUUCAAGCAGAUCCAACGGAUGCUCACGCAUGGGAGGCGGUGUUGUUUCGGCGAGCUCCUUCGUCCUCGAGCAUGACGCGGCGAUGACGGCUUCCUCCCUCUCGCUCCCUCCUCCAUUUGAUGUCACUGAUGCUGCUGUUGUUCAACAUCCUGUGGUUGUAGAUGGUACUUGGCAGGUCGGGUCGAAUUAUAAUUGCAGUUCGAUUAAAAACUGGCAACGAAAUCAUGGCGUCGACGGUUAGAAUGCAUGGUGAAAAGGAAAACAGAAGUCUGAGUGUUGCUAGGUACAUCUAGUGUAAGACAUUUGCACUUUCUUCAGGAAAGACAUUUGCUAACUCCGAACGUGAUGUUCUCUUUUCUUCAAUAAGACAUUUUCUUUGAGAAGGACUAAAUCCCGUCAGCCCAUUUAUAUUCUUUUUCAGUAAAAAAGGAUGAAGUGCAUUUACAUAGCUAUGGCUAGUAUAUGCAUCCAUGUGGAAUUGUUUGAGGAAAAGCAAGCAACAGUUUAGCUGGAUGAGCAGUUCAAGCUGAACACCCCCUACAGAUUCUUUGAUUUGUAUUUCCAAGUAUUCAUUUUUUGUAUGUUCUACAGUCUCUAAAGUAAAUCUGGUGUUGUUUCAUCCUCUGAUCUAUUUUGUUUUUACUGUCCAAGACCUGUGUGUCUGCUGAAAAUAUAUUUUCUUCUCUCGGUUCGGCCUCGGCAGCUCCUGCAGUUAGAUUUUGCCGAACAUCAUUUCUA